UAAACAUAAGAAUAAAAAAAAACAUUCGAGUUUGAAUUCAACGUUUUCUCGUGUUGACAUGGUUCUGUAACUUUUUUAUCAACAAUUCAAGUUGUUUUUGAACAAAUUAUAAAUAUUCAGUGUCAUUAAUUGAUUUAAAAAUUACUAAAAAUAGGCCUACUUGAAAAAUAGAUAGCUGUAUUUUAGUGUUUUGCUGAGCUAAGUAGCCACUCUCAUCAUAGGCCUAACCAAGAAAACAUUUGAGUAAAGCAUGACAUUAGGUCGUCAUCUUCAAAAUAAAAAAGCAAGCGCAUAUCCUCAAGGUGUGCGAUGUCAGAAAUGUCUGGAAUAUGGCCAUUGGACCUACGAAUGUACAGGAAAACGCAAGUUCCUCCACAGGGAUUCAAGAACAACGCAACUAAAAAAACGAUUGAAGGGAAAUGUCUCCUCUGAUGGACAGUCUUCACAAACAUCGUCUGCUGACAAUUUGAAAAAUCGCAAAAAGUCGAAGGCUGUUGAAAAGGACACUGCCAGCUCUUCAAGUGAUGAUGAAGAUAGUAGUUCUUCGUCAUCAGACUCUGACACUGACUCUUCAAGUUCUUCAUCCUCAUCAUCAUCAUCAUCAACAUCCAGUGUUGCAAAAUCAUCAACGUCAUCAUCAUCGUCGUCAUCAUCUUCGUCAUCUUGACUCAAGUAAAAACUUUCAUCAUGAUUUACAAUACUGAGUAAAAUAUGCACUCUUUUAAUUGUUACUUAUGUGUAAUUUUUUAAAUCUAAAAUUUGUAAAUCAUAAACUUAGUCAAAUUCUCAUUUCCAAUUAUGUCAUUGGUGAGACUAUUGACUUCGUUUAUCAUCUGCAUCUGCUAACAAAAACAAUUAAUGCUCUAUCAAGUAGUCAUCAAUCGAUUAUAUUUAUCAGAUUAACUAUUAAUUUUGUACAUUUGGUAAUUUACAAUCUUCAACGGAUGGUUGUGUAAUAACAGUACACUCUUGGAUAACAUUGAAUAAGAUUCCCAAGUUCAGAUGCUGCUUAGUAUAUAUUUUUCUGUACUAAAAAUUCAACAAGAAAUAAACUCAUAAUUCAGUUGCGGGGGGAAAUCUGAACUUUAAAAUCUUAACAGAUACAUCAAUCCACUGAGCUGAGCAUACUGUUGUCAAGACCUCACUUCCAGCUACCUUCUCACCAUAAAAAGUCAUCUUAAUACUCCUAGUGGUGAUAUAAGCACAAACUAGAAAAUUUUGCUUCAGCAGAGCCCAUUCCAGAGACAGUUCAGUUAUGACCGAGAAACUGCAACUGUAGUGCCAGGUUAUUACUCAACUGACUAGACUCCAAGUGGUGAUAUCUUUGAUUCAUAAGCACAAACUAGAAAAUUUUGCUUCAGCAGAGUCAAUUCCAGAGAAAGUUGAGCUAUGACCGAAAAACUGCAACUGUUGAGCCAGGUUAGAAUCCAGUUAAUAAUACUAUUAACCUUUUCUACAUUUGCAAUUAACUUGAAUAACAGCAACUGCUGUGCUAGAUUACAAGUGGUGAUAUUUCGGGUUUACAAGCACAAACUAGAAAAUUUUGCUUCAGCAGAUCACAUUUCAGAGAUAGUUUUUUUAAGACUGAAAAACAGCAACUGCAGUGCCAGAUUACAACUUGACUGACUAGACUCAAAGUGGUGAUAUCUCGGGUUUAUAACCACAAACUAGAACAUUUUGCUUCAGCAUAGCCCAUUGUAGGGAUAAUUCUGUUAAGAUCAAAAAACAGCAACUGUCUUGCCAGGUUAGAACUCAAGUGACUAGACUCUAAGUGGUGAUAUCUGUGGUUCAUAAGCACAAAUUAGAAAAUUUUACUCCAGCAUUGCCCAUUGUAGGGAUAGCCUAGUUCUGUUAACCCUCAGCUACACAGGUCUAAUUAUUGGGACACUAUGCCACAGGUCCGGUCAAAAUGACCGCUGAUAAUAAAUCAUCCCUAAAAAUGAUAAGCAGGGCUGAAAUUGUAUUUUCUGAAUUCAUUCAGUUAUUUGUAGGUUUUGUCGGUAGAGCCAAAUAAGAAAAAUUAUUCAAAUGACACAUCUUAGUUUAUUACAAUAUAUAUUAUAGCACGACCUAAAAACGUAUGAAAAAAAAGUUGAAAGAGAAAAAAUUGAAUAUAAAAAAGUUUAGUUGAAAAAAUGUUUUGAAGUCAAAGUUCCAUUGUCAAAUACAUCCACAAUCAAAAUGUAAGCACAGUAUGUGAAAAUAAAUAUUAACAAAUAAAAAUUGCAGAUAAUUUUGAAUCAAGUUUUUCUUCACUCCAAGACUGGAUAAACUAGGCAAUUCUGGCACAUUCUGUGGCUACACUCUGCAAUUCUGGUAAAUUCUGGUGGUGCACUUGGGGCAGAUGGGCUUCUUACAGCAGAAACACAUAUGUGAUGUUUUCAUCUUCUUUUUUGGAUCGCAUGUGUAGCACGUCUUCCGUUUAGCAAAUGUAUCACCCUGCACAUCAGGUUUGGACACACCCAACACACGCCGAAUUGAUGAACGAAGCUCAAAUAAUAAAUGAAUGUUAGAAAGUCUUUUCUCCAUUUGCGGUGCUACUGGGGAGUAAGCUAUUUGUUUCAAAAAAUCGAAUCUGCUCAUUUUUUAGUGUCUUUGUAGGAGUUAUAGAGCACGAAUGAAUUCACUCGACUCACAUCCAACAUUCUAUAGAAUAGAGCCAUUGGCCACCACUGUGUACGUCGUCGAGAGCAAGAAUAGAUUGCACAUCUCUCAUCCAGGGCAUUAACUCCUCCUUUUGUUUGAUUAUAAUAAACUAUA
Nilaparvata lugens (brown planthopper) is the source of this 2760-nucleotide messenger RNA. RefSeq names its product zinc finger CCHC domain-containing protein 10. Bases 251 to 667 code for a protein of 138 amino acids. Gene Ontology annotation, molecular function: nucleic acid binding; zinc ion binding. NCBI's taxonomy places the organism in Eukaryota, Metazoa, Arthropoda, Insecta, Hemiptera, Delphacidae. The record is from RefSeq and is a predicted model, not a curated record. The transcript has 3 exons.